AUGCAGCCCGCCACGGGCCGGCGGCCGACCGUGGCGCCCGGCUGCGUCGGCCGACCGACAUGCCCGGCGGCCAGGCUGCCGGCGGUCCGGCGGGCGCGCUUCGGGCCCUCGAGGCCGGGGCUGGGCGUGCCGUUGCUCGAGAGGGUGGCGCGCGCGGAGAGGGCUGACAACCCGGAGUCCUGGGGCGAGGAUUUGAACCCGUUCAAGCGGAAGGACAAGGGCAAGGAGGAUGCAGCCAAAAAGGCUCUUGAGGAGGCAUUCCAAGGAAAGAGGGACAUCUUGGCCGACCUGGACACAGAGAUGGGUUCAGGGGGCGCUGAUGGUCCAGGCAGUAGAGGGGGAGGUGGCGGCGGUGGUGGUGGCAACUGGUUUGAAGAUUUCUUUCAGGGAGGGGGCUGGCGGGACACCCUUGGCAACUGGGGAAGGUUGUUCAUGAAAUGGGUCUCUUCGGCCAUGAAGACACUGGGAGCCAUCUUCCUUUUCUUGGGAGUG
Molecule: messenger RNA, 492 nt
Organism: Ostreobium quekettii
Lineage: Eukaryota; Viridiplantae; Chlorophyta; Ulvophyceae; Bryopsidales; Ostreobiaceae
Source: the annotation of a GenBank genome assembly